GCGCCCUAAGCAGACGCAGUCGAGUCACUUGGUGAAAAGUGGCUAAAGACAAAGGACACAACUCCCCUGCGAGAAGGAACAGAGCCUAGUUUCAUCCCCUCAGAGCGGCGUGCCACAUUUGGGUGUGUGACGGCAGAGAUUUGACAGCUUUUGGACACCCCGGCCCUUUUCCAGUGGAAGUUUGGCCGCCUCGCGAUGGAACAAAAAGCCCGACUGAGGAUGGAGGAAGUCACACUCAUCUCUCGUCUUUGAGAAAGGUCUCUUAGUGCCCUGCCUAUGUCCCCUUUCCAAGAUAAACCCAAUUUAAACCCUCACCUUCCCUGCAAUCGUCCACAAACACAAAAGCGCCUCUCUUCCGAGCGGCUGAGAGGUUACCAUGGUGAUGGUUGUCAUGAUGCAGAUUUAGCUUCCUGAAGGUGGUGGCCAACGACCCGAGAUGGGCAGCACUCCGUAUCCAGGCGGCGAGUGGAAGGGGAAAGGCAAAGGAAGCCUCCAGGACUUGGGGUGCAUGCCUUGGAAGGUCAGCAAGCAGAAAGCUGGUGGAGGGGAAGUAGUGAGAGCAGAGAAGCGAGAGCUUUCAUCCUCCUCGUCCUCGCUCACGGCGCCGCCACUUCUUCAACCUUCACCGGCGCGUCCGGCUAUUUACCACGAGAAGCAGCGGCGGGAGCUGUGCGCCCUGCACGCGCUCAAUAACGUCUUCCAGGACGGCUCGGCCUUCAGCAGGGACACGUUGCAGGAGAUCUACCAGAGGCUUUCUCCCAGCACUCUGGUGGCGUCUCACAAGAAGAGCAUGCUGGGAAACGGUAACUACGACGUGAAUGUCAUCAUGGCUGCCCUGCAGACGCGAGGCUUUGAGGCGGUUUGGUGGGAUAAAAGAAGGGACGUCGGCAGCAUUGAGCUGUCCAACGUGACCGGCUUCAUUCUCAACGUUCCGUCCAAUCUCCGCUGGGGACCACUACAGCUGCCGCUCAAACGCCAGCACUGGAUUGGGGUGAGAGAAGUCGCGGGGGUCUACUACAACCUGGACUCCAAGCUGCGUGGCCCUCAACCAAUCGGGAGUCCAGAUGAUCUCAGUUCCUGCGCCAGCAGCUCCGAGGGAAGAACUGUGAACUUCUGUUGGUGGUGUCGGAGGAAGUGGAAGCGCAACAAACAUGGCGCUCUGACAGCUGAGGACUAAAGCAGCCAAUCACAGCCUGCGGUUGAGAUUCAUUUGAGUGAGGGCCUUUUGCUUCCUUGUGGAAUAUAUUUUUUUUUUGAGAGGUGGAGGAGUUUGUUUACACCAUUAAUGGCGGGAUUCUCCUCAUUGGACGCAAAGCAAUGAAGAAAACUUUCCAGGGAGGAUUUAAGAGUUAUUUACAUCAAGGAAGAUUAUUCAAUUUCUGCUCUUCUUGUGUUUUUUAUACAACAUAUCUUGAUUUGUGAUCUGCUGGUUUAUAUAUUUUGUUUUCUUUUUUACUCUUCAAGUCUCCAAUGUGGUCGGAGUACUCUUGAAGAUAAUUAUGUCUCUCCUUUAUCAGAGGGUAUUGUUUAUUUGCCGAUCCUUCACUUUCACCAAAGCGUGCCCUUCUUCACUUUGUUGUGAUGACGUCUCACUCCAUGUUGUCAGAGGUCACUUUUUGUGUUGCAGCCACAGGAACAGAGCGAGCCUUUACCCUACAAUCUUGUUUUUUGGGGGUGUGGGGGGCAAAACAACUCCAGCACUUCCUCUAGUGGAUGCUUGCUGUAGUUGCAGCUUUUUUUUUCUUCUCUUCAAACUGUAGUAGUGGUCAAAGAAAUAUUGCAAUACUACAUGUAUUUACUACAGUGGCUGAUGCAGGAAAAUGUGCAGCAAUGUACAAAUGCAGCGAGAAAAUGCUGCAAUCACAUAAAUGAUGCAGAUGCCAUAAACAAACACAAACCUCAGAAACAACAGCAUUGGAUAAAUGCUGCAAUUUAGCUGAACAAAGUGGAUGUUAGCCAACUAGACGUAAUAUUUAAUAUUGUAGAACAACUGAUUUUUAUUUAGUUGAGAUGAUUUCAGCAAUGUUUUUUUUUCUGGGCAUCCCACGAAUGCAGUGGUUCUCACUUUUUUCACCAAAUACCAUUUCAGAAAAAGCUUGGCUCAUAAGUACCACCACAAUGACCAACAUUGAAAUACAGUCGCGUAGUAGGCCUAAGCAGUCAUUAAAAACAAGGCAGAGGUUUUAUUUAACAAGUACCGGUAUAUUCAAUAUGUUUGGCCACUGUAAGAUAACACACGAUGCAUAAACAACGAUGUUACUCCAUAUACAGUACACAUUUACAGACAUCUUUGGCGUACUACUAGAUGGAGCCCGCGUACGUACCACAGUUUGAGAACCACUGCGCUAGUUCCUUAACAAAAACGGCUAACAUAUAUUUUGUCCUGUGAACUUGCAGCAUUUCUCUCAUGCACUUGUUUUGGGUUUUGCAGUGUUUUUUAUUUUUAUUUUUUACAAAUAUUUUGACAUCCUGCAUUGCUCAUGCAAUCACAGCAUUUCCCCGAUGCAUGUGUUUUAUGGUUUGGAUUAUGCCCCUGUCAUCCACUCUAAUGGACUGCCCCUGGACGACAGUCUAUUAUGGAAAGAAUAAUUUCACCAAACAAUGCCCAUGUUGCACAAUUCAUUUUCAUGCACAAAACAAUCGCAGUGUGACGUGUAUAAGCUAUCUUUUUGUGUGCGUAAUAGUGUAUCGAACGAGUCCGAUUCUAUCGCUUGUAGCUUCAGCGAGUUCAAUGUUCAACCGGCAGUCAGGUUACUCUUCAGGCAGUGGAUAAAAAGCCAAUUUAUCUUCAUCAGGCGGCUCUCAAUGGACCUUUUUGUGUUUUUUUGCUCAAUUUAAGUUGAGUCCAAACCCUUAAGUCACAGUGUUUGGUCUUUUUACAUUUGUUUUUCCAGUGAUCCUUGAUGUUAAAACAGUGAGGAGGAUAUAGGUAUAUAAUGAUAAACAAUGAUGUGUGUGUGUGUGUGUAUAUAUAUAUAUUUUUUGCACAAUCUAAUGAUAUCCAUGCCUUUUCUAAGAUCAUAAGAGGUCAAUCUAAUAUUACAAUUACCAUAUUUUGCCACAUGAGAUGAUGCAAACUACAACCACGGGAAUAAACCCUUGAUUAAGUAAAUCUCAAAUCUAAGUAAAGUUGGAGUGUAUAAUGUUGGAUGUCAUGAUAUUGUGUAAUUGAUAAUAUAAAUUGCAUAUAUGACACGUUGGAUUUCAUCAAAAUUCCACCAUACUUUUAAGCCGGGGGUGUCCAAACUACAUAAUUGAUAAUCAUCCAUCCAUCCAUCCAUUUUCUACCGCUUAUUCCCUUUGGGGUCGCGGGGGCGCUGGAGCCUAUCUCAGCUACAAUCGGGCGGAAGGCGGGGUACACCCUGGACAAGUCGCCACCUCAUCGCAGGGCCAAUUGAUAAUCAAUACAGAGAAUUUGAAGGAGGAGGGGGCUACUUUGAUACAUUUUGUACAAUAAAGAUACUAAAACCAAUACAAUGUAGGUCAGGGUUAUUCAACUGUCGACUGGGGGGGACCAUAUUGCCCUUGUGGUUUCAUUUGAAAACAUUUUUGCAGAAAAUUUGUUAAGAGUGGUCCUGUUGUAUGGAGGAACUUGGACCUCUGUAAACACACUGGCAGAUCCUUGCAUUGACAUUUUAACCUUGCUAGCAAGCAUAAAACACUGGGGUCCAAACUUGUGAUUUACUUAACUGAGGCGUUCCUCAAGACACCCCUUGAAGUCCUCUCCUACACACUUUUUUUUUUUGGUAAUGUGAUUUGCGUAACUAAGGUGAUGCUGUAGCUUUUUUUUUUACUUUAGUUAUACUAGUGCGUUGCUCAAGGUUGCGUUUUAAGUCCACUCUUGUUCAUCAUUUGGGCUAUUCUAUUCAACUGGUGUUCGGUUAAAAAAAAUUGUGAGAGACUCACAUUUUUGCUGCUGAUUCUUAAAAACACAAAAGUGCUGUCUUAGAUAUGAUCUUUGAUUAGCUUUUUUGCACAAGGUCCUUAAAAACGGCAUAGCGCUCCUGUAACUCUGACCGAAUAAAUAGACUAAAAUCAAACGUCUACUGUCAAGACGGUGGUUCUCCAGAAUAUACAAAUUAGAAAUAAUAGCAAAAGGAGAAGUCCGGCCCUCUGGUUCUUAGCGUUGUGUUUUACAAGAAAUGUGGGUGCAUAUUCAUUUGAAAGGACACACGAAAAUCAUCCAAAAACAUUUACAGUGGGACGCACAGGUCGUCGGUCAUUUUGGUUUUAAGGGUUCCAUUUUUGGGAGAGUUUGGUCCUUUGCAUUUUUCUUAGUUUUUAUGUCAUGUUCGAAUCUGGGAUGUGUUUAUUUUGUCUUUAGAAAGUGUCACGAACCAAUAAAAAAUAUUCAGUGGGACACAAAUGGCCCCCCAAUUAAGUACUUUGGACCCCCCUGUUUUAAGUAGUCAAAGGUUUCAUUAUAAGACUUAUCAGAUGUCAUAUCAGCCCUGCGUUGUUGUCAUUUUCAUACCCACCCUGUCAAAGGGGGAUUUGUCAGCAAACAGGUGGUUAAUUCAAGUGACACUUGCAGCAGUGCACCUGUAGCGCUCUUGAACCUGCACACAACGUUUAUGGGAGGGGGGUGUCGUGUCUUGUACUGUAACGUAGGCUGUCAUGUGUGGAUAGGGGAAAAGAAAAUGGGUUCAUGUGGUUGUAUUAUUGUGAAAUUAGCCUUAUGAGAGAUUCGCCGUCGUAGCUCUUGUUUCUAAGAUGUAUUGUCUUAUUUGCGACAAUAUUGGCCUUAAAUUGUUUACAUGAAAAAACGGUUUCACAUGUGUAUUUAAAGCACUAAUGUAGACAAGCAGUCCAUUAAAGAGGUCUUCACUGAUUUUGUUAUUUACAAUGCUUUCAUUGAUAUACAGUACAAUCACAUUAAUAUGUCAAGCUUCAAUGCCAAAAAUCAUGUUAUAAGUUUUCCAAAUGAAUAAAUCAAAAUGUUUGUUGCAUAGAAUUGAAUUGCUUAUUGCCACACUCUUAUGUUGAUGCGUCAAUGCGGGUGUAUUAAAUGGGCCAUCAAGAAAGGAAAGCUUUUUGCUGUCUUGCCUGGUUGGGGUUGAGCGGCGUUGUAAUUAUAAACAUGAUUACAUGCUAGGAAUGUGCCGAUCGAUGGGUAUCGGCCGAUUUUUGUGGAAAAGUACAUGAACGGCCGUUGACAAUAAAUGCCUUUCAAUAGUCACAAACAGCAAUCCUCUCAGCCAAUUAUGUGUCUCCAUACACAGUGUGGAGCCGCUCCACAAAGUUAAUAAUAAUCACCAUAAUUAUGGCAAAUAAACUG
Nerophis lumbriciformis (worm pipefish) is the source of this 5278-nucleotide messenger RNA. It is a transcript of the gene josd1, whose product is annotated as Josephin domain containing 1. The record is from RefSeq and is a predicted model, not a curated record. NCBI's taxonomy places the organism in Eukaryota, Metazoa, Chordata, Actinopteri, Syngnathiformes, Syngnathidae. Gene Ontology annotation, molecular function: cysteine-type deubiquitinase activity. Gene Ontology annotation, biological process: protein deubiquitination.